Durotheca rogersii is the source of this 2046-nucleotide messenger RNA. RefSeq names its product ARM repeat-containing protein. Gene Ontology annotation, cellular component: cytosol. The record is from RefSeq and is a predicted model, not a curated record. The transcript is spliced from 5 exons. Gene Ontology annotation, molecular function: guanyl-nucleotide exchange factor activity; protein binding. The coding region runs from base 1 to 2046 and encodes 681 amino acids. Gene Ontology annotation, biological process: positive regulation of GTPase activity. NCBI's taxonomy places the organism in Eukaryota, Fungi, Ascomycota, Sordariomycetes, Xylariales, Xylariaceae.
AUGACGCCGGACGAAGUCGAAGCGCUCUUCCAGAGCGUCCCCGGGGAUGACGGGCGACGCACCGAAGCCCUCGAGCCGGUUGCGAGGACCGCUCGGGAGCUACGGGAGGCCCAGUCCCCGGAACUCGACCUCUUGGCGGAGAAGAUCGGGAACGGGAGCCGACAAGAGCCGUGGAGGGUGGCGCUCGGGGAGUCCGGGCUGUUAGACUUCUUCCUGAGCUUGGUUGGCGCCGACGAGAGCAGGCCAUCUCUCCUCACCCAUGCCCUUAGGAUUAUCGGCAACUCCUGCGCCGAUAAAGACGAGAACCGACGACGGGUAGUCGAGUCGGGUCGUCUGCCUGGCAUCGUUGCGCUGCUUAAAGAGGAUACUUCCCUCCUUCCCUUCGCCAUCCCCGUCUUGUACAAUAUCUGUGUGGACUAUGAACCCGCACAGAUCGCCGCAUAUAAAGCCGGCGUAAACCCUAGCCUAGUUGGCCUCCUCGUGAGCCCUCGGCUUGAGAAGGUAUCGGCUUCCUUAGGUAUUAUCUAUAAGCUGCUAAGUUUAGUAGCGGGUCAAGAGCCUGAGGCCGACCUUGUACACCCUGCUACGCCUGCCAUUAUCCUCGACCUCGUUACGAACCCGACGGUACCGAUUGAGCUCGAGGACUUCCUCGGGCUGUCGUCCGUGGCGUUGGCGUACCUCUCCCACGAGCAGUUCCAGGAGAACUUCCUCGCGACGCCGGGUGCUGUCGGUCUCUUCUUCCAGGCCUUCUCUAAGACCUGCGAGGACUCGGAUGCCCCGCGGACCAACGGCGACGGUGACGGCGAUGAGGAUAGGGCGCAGCUCGUUGAGCUGCUGUCAGCCUUCACGAAAACUCUCGCCGACCUGUCCGCCAACCCCCGGUUCGUCUCUCUGUGCCCGCUGGACGGCCCCGAGGCCGAGACGCUGCGGCGCUGGAUCCUGAGCCCCCACGCCCCCCUCCAGAGCGCGGCCUGCCUAGCCCUCGGGAACAUCGCCCGCUCCGACACUACGAGCGUCGCCCUGGUACGGGACUUGUCGACGCACAAAUCCCUCAUAGCGAUCCUCUCGUCGGACCCGGCCGCCGUGGACGUCCAGGUGCUGCACUCGGCCCUCAGCUUCCUGAAGAACCUGUCGAUCCCGGCGGAUAACAAGGCCCUCAUCGGCGACGCCGGGCUCUUCGCGCCCGACGUCCUGCCCCGCGUCUGGGACCUCGAGACGCAGCCGCAGAUCCAGUUCGACGCCGUGUCGCUCGCGCGCCUCCUCCUCGUCGGCUGCGCCGCCAACGCGCGGCGCAUCCUCGCCGCCGAAGCGCCCUCGCCCUCGCCAACCGGCACCCGGACGCUCCUGCACCGGCUGCUGGAGCUGCACCGGAAGGCGGACCAGGAGCCCAUCAAGAUGGAGACGGCCCGCGCCGCCGCCAACAUCUGCCGGCUGCUGCACUCCGGGGGGGCCGUCGGCCCCGCGCUCCUCGCCGACCCGUCGUCGCCCCCGGCGCCCGACGAGGCGCAGGCGCUGCUGAGCGGCUUCUACGCGCGGUACCCGGCGCUGCCGGACGCUCUGCUCUCCCUCGGCCUGCAGGCCAAGUUCCCCGUGCUCCGGUCCGAGCUCUGGUUCGUGCUCGCGCUGAUGGUGCGCUCGGCGGAGGGGGGCGCUGCCGCCGCGGCCGUCGCGCGCGCGCUGCAGCGCCACCCCGAAGUCGUGCGCCUGCUCGCCGAGACCGUCACCGGCGAGAAGCCCCCCGCCGCCGCGGCGGAGGAGGCGGAGGCGGCGGGCCACCCGGCAGCCGCUCCCGGACCCGGACCGGCGCCGGAUCUCUCGGCGGCGAUAGGCGGGCUGGGCCCGCUCGAGCCGCAGCAAGCGGACCCGGCCCGGGCAGCGGCCAUGGCCAAGGUGGACCGGGAGAACGGGCUGGUUCUCGUGGCCGAGCUGCUGAAGCGGUGCCCCGACGAGCUCUCCCCCGCGUCGAGGGACACGCUCAGCCGCAUCCUGGCGGCCGGCGGGAGCCUGGUCCUCGGUGACCGAGACAAUGGCAAGGACAAGGAGUAG